This is a messenger RNA of Durusdinium trenchii, 1041 nucleotides long. NCBI's taxonomy places the organism in Eukaryota, Dinophyceae, Suessiales, Symbiodiniaceae. The record is from the annotation of a GenBank genome assembly.
AUGGCUUCUUCCGUCGAGUCGAGCAGGGCCCCUGUGUUUUCCACUUUGGCCUCUUCUGUGAGCUCUGGAACCCACAAGAUCAUUUUGACGGCUUCCCAUUCAGCUGCACGGGCAGACAGCCAUGCUAGACGAUUGGGAGAAAAGAUUGCUGUGACCUCCAAGCAGUUCCUAAGCACUGCCAUGGAACGGCUCGGAGACAGCCAAAGCCGUUUUUGGCACUCCAAUCUCCCUCCACUGCCUGAAGGUCUACGUGAUUGCCCAGAGGGCUCGGUCGAUAUCGUGCUUCCUUCUUCCGAUGCAGAACGUUUAGAAUGUCUUCGGGAUUUGGGACGGACCAUGCAAGGAGGUAGCAUUCUGGUCUUGGGGCGCCGAAGACUUUACCCCGUCCGUCCGGAUCACCAAGAGAACGUGGGGAAUGUGAAUGCUGAAUCCUGCAGUGCUGCUUUGGAUGUCUUGGCGGAUGCGAUUGCUCAAGAGCUUCUCGAUCAAGGCUUUGGGCUUACAUCCAGUGGUGUGAACACCUUGAUGUGCCGACGUGGCACGCUCGGGGUCAACAGCCACUUGGAGGAGGACGAUACACCAUCUCCUGAGCACCUGCAGAGGCUCAAGGAGCGCAAGAUCGACCAAGCGGUUCUGCGAGCACUGGCCGAAGAGUGUGCCGUGAAUAUCUCGGUGAGCCCUGGCAUGCAGCUGGUGGUCGAGCGUGGACUUCCACCCGUUCUCUUGCAGCCCACCUUUGUCAUUUGCAUUGGUGGGGGUCAAGUGAGAGUUCUGACCUUCGCUUUCAUUGGAGAACCCGUCACCGGCGAUCGCCCGGAUCGGAAGCGCACACCCUUCUCCAUUCGCCUGGCCACGGACAAUCUGCUUCCAUCCGCCACAUCCGCCUUCUCCAUCCGCAGCGCCAAGCUGAAAUACGCAGCUCAUGGAGUAGACCCUGCGGUGCAGACGACGCUGGACAUGAUCGUCUUGCUGGAGGAGGAGUUGUUUGCUGCCAAUGAGGACGGGUGCAGUGUAGCCUGGUGUUCGUGUGUAGCAGUGUAG